CUGAUCCAGCGUAUAGUUGACCUUUAGUGUAUUUUGUUGAUUGUCAACAUCCUGUUUAAAAUCGAAAUCGGUGUAAUUCAACAUAAAGUUUCGACACGUCAAAAAGAAGAGUUGAUUAUGGCGUAUAGUAAAUCAUCAUUUUCUACCAGCAUGAAUAAUUUCACAUUUGAUGUAUACAAGCAAAUUCUUUCCGAGAAAUCGUCUGAAAAUGCCUUCAUGUCCACCAGUAGUAUGAUGGCCGUCCUGAAUAUGUUAUAUUUAGGAGCUCAAAAUGACACGCACAAACAGAUCAAACAAGUACUCAGACUAGAAAAUAUAGACGACAAAACAUUUUUCAAAGGUUUACAUGAAAUUAUAGAUAUAUUGAAAGGAGGUUGCCGUAAUCUUACUCUGAGGACUGCCAGCAAAAUUUACCCGAAUGUUCAGAAACACAUAAUCCCAGAAUAUCUGGAAUUAGUAAGAGAAAUUUUUAAAGCUGAUAUCAAAUGUUUGGAUUUUACAACAAAACCAGAAGAAUCAAGAUCCGAAAUCAACGGCUGGGUAGAGGAAGAAACAAAUGGUAAAAUAAAAGACUUACUGUCGCCGGGAUCAGUCAGUCCCAUCACAAGGAUGAUUGUUGUAAAUGCGAUAUACUUCAAAGGUCAGUGGAAUGAACAGUUCAGCGAAUCUAUCACACAGAAAGCGGAUUUCUAUGUAACAAAAGCUCAUAAAAUCCAGGUAGAUAUGAUGGGUAAAACAUUUGAUAAAGUCAAAUACACAGAAAGCGAGACUUAUGGAUGCAAAGCUUUGGAACUGCCAUAUAUUGGAAAAGAACAGGGCAUGGUGGUUUUGUUACCUAACGACAUUGAAGGUCUGUCUACGCUGGAAAAUCAUUUAUCAAACUCUAUGUUAAAUGACAUACUGAAACUGAUGAAUGUAAAGAAAAUCACGGUUAAUCUGCCAAAGUUUAAGAUGGAAUACUCAUACGAGAUGAAAGAUGUUCUCAUGUCUCUGGGCAUGCGUGACGUGUUUGAUGCGAACAGAGCAGAUUUAUCAAACAUUGGAGAAGGCCUAUUUGUGUCUCAAGUCAUUCAUAAAGCAUUCGUAGAUGUGAAUGAAGAAGGAACUGAAGCAGCUGCUGCCACUGCUAUGGUAAUGGCACCAACCUGUGUCCUUCCUACAAUGUUCUUGGCAAAUCACCCAUUCCUUUUCAUGAUUUGGGACCAUAGGAUCCAAGCCCCUCUGUUCAUUGGCAGACUUGUAGACCCGAGACGAUUGAACGAAUAAUGAAUGCCUGUUACUUAGCAUAACUUUAAAAACCGACAACCUAGGCAUAUUUAUGAGCUGAAGUUGAAAAUUGUAAACUACUGUAUCUCCAAAAAGCAAUUUGGCAACUGACAGUUACUUGAAUGUAAAACUGUGACAGUGUGUAUGAAAUUCUUAAAAUGUAUUGGUGUAUUAAGCAUAGAAGUUGUAUCUCCUACGAGUGACAAGUGUAAUAAUUUUGUUAAUUGUUACGGGGAGGAGAAAAAAUAUGUGCAAUGAAUAGCAGAAAAAAUGUUAUUCAAUUAGCUAUAUUUGAAAAACUGAAUACUUGCAGGAAACAUGCAUUUUAGUUAGAUAUGUUUUGCAACAUCUUUUAGCAGGUUUCAAGUAUAUUAACUAUAGCGUUAUCAUCGAAAUAGUGAUUACGUUCUUCGCCUAAAUUGUCAAAUGCAAAUAUUUGUCAGUGGUGAUUCACGGUGAUGAAAAUAUAGACUGCAUUUACAAAUAAAACUCCCUUUUGAGUUAA
Molecule: messenger RNA, 1771 nt
Organism: Mercenaria mercenaria
Lineage: Eukaryota; Metazoa; Mollusca; Bivalvia; Venerida; Veneridae
Product: serpin B6-like
Exons: 2
Coding region: 118-1266 (382 amino acids)
Molecular function (GO): serine-type endopeptidase inhibitor activity
Source: RefSeq, a predicted model, not a curated record